AUGGGCGCAUACAAGUACAUUAGUGAACUCUACAAAAAGAAGCAGAGCGACGUGCUCAGGUUCCUCCUCCGCGUCCGCUGCUGGGAGUACCGCCAACUCAAUGUUAUUCACCGUGCUUCCCGCCCCUCUCGCCCCGACAAGGCCCGCCGUCUAGGCUACAAGGCCAAACAAGGCUAUGUCGUGUACCGCGUGCGCGUGCGCCGUGGAAACCGCAAAAAGCCAGUGCCGAAGGCCCGUCGCCAGGGUGUCAACCACCUCAAGUUCCAGCGCGGCUUGAGGAGCACUGCUGAGGAGCGUGUUGCUCGUCGCUGCGGAAACUUGCGUGUGCUCAACUCGUACUGGGUUAACCAGGACGGUGUGUACAAGUACUACGAGGUCAUUCUUGUCGAUCCUUCCCACAAGGCUAUUCGCCGUGAUCCUCGCAUCAGCUGGAUUGUUAACCCUGUCCACAAGAGGCGCGAGGCUCGUGGUCUUACUAGCAUCGGAAAACAAAACCGUGGACUUGGCAAGGGCAACCGCUACAAUCACACCCCUGCCCGCUCUACCUGGAAGAGGCACAAUACCCUCUCUCUCCGCCGUUACCGAUGA
Molecule: messenger RNA, 588 nt
Organism: Rhizoctonia solani
Lineage: Eukaryota; Fungi; Basidiomycota; Agaricomycetes; Cantharellales; Ceratobasidiaceae
Product: ribosomal L15
Exons: 6
Coding region: 1-588 (195 amino acids)
Biological process (GO): cytoplasmic translation
Cellular component (GO): ribosome; cytosolic large ribosomal subunit
Molecular function (GO): RNA binding; structural constituent of ribosome
Source: RefSeq, a predicted model, not a curated record